GCAAGCUUGUAUCUUCAGGUUUCAACUGAAUUUAGUUUCGAUUUUUUUUCAGCUUUUUACUGUUGUGGGCUGCUUGUCUUAACUCGCUAUCCACUUACUGCUUAUUUCAGUCUUCAAGUGUUCAUCGGUGUAAAAAAAUCGUCGGUCGGUCUGCAGUUCGUGUUUUAAUUAUUUUUGUUUAAAAAUUCGUACUACUUUAUGAAAUUGUCAGACUUCGCAUUUAGCUGGUAUAAAUAACAACAAAUAAAGCUGGAAGUGUUUUUUUCUUAUUAUACUUUAACACGCAAUUUCAUGCGACUGACGCCUCUUAGUUCAAGAGAAAGGAGAAUUGAACACACAAACACCGCAUAAGUGUAUCCGCAACUGAAUACCCUUCAUCCUUCCUUUAUAAAAAAAAAGAAAAAAAAGAAACACAGAAAAGAGAAAAUGGCUAGUGGUAAUAAGUUCUACUCACGUGCCAACUCGAAUGGCAAUGUCACAAAACUACCAGAACGUGGACCAGUGGAGUCCCUCAUUUAUUGGAGAGAUGUUAAGAAAUCUGGUAUUUUCUUUGGUGCUGGACUUGUCACACUGCUCGCCAUAUCAUGCUUCUCCGUCAUUAGCGUUUUCGCCUACCUGUCACUACUGACAUUAGCUGGCACAGUGUCGUUCAGGAUCUAUAAAUCAGUGAUGCAGGCCAUACAGAAGACCCCCGAGGGUCAUCCCUUCAAGUAAGUAAAAUAAGAGAACUAUCUUAAGGAAAUAC
This is a messenger RNA of Rhagoletis pomonella (apple maggot), 745 nucleotides long. Its product is annotated as reticulon-3-like. Bases 427 to 714 code for a protein of 95 amino acids. The transcript is spliced from 2 exons. NCBI's taxonomy places the organism in Eukaryota, Metazoa, Arthropoda, Insecta, Diptera, Tephritidae. The record is from RefSeq and is a predicted model, not a curated record.